Molecule: messenger RNA, 6114 nt
Organism: Aedes aegypti (yellow fever mosquito)
Lineage: Eukaryota; Metazoa; Arthropoda; Insecta; Diptera; Culicidae
Gene: fid
Product: serine-rich adhesin for platelets
Exons: 7
Coding region: 1783-5655 (1290 amino acids)
Biological process (GO): tRNA wobble uridine modification
Cellular component (GO): cytoplasm; nucleus
Molecular function (GO): tRNA binding; S-adenosylmethionine-dependent methyltransferase activity
Source: RefSeq, a predicted model, not a curated record
CUAAAAAAAUAUGUGUGCCCUUUUUCUAUAUUUCUGCAGAAAUGAUAUAUUUAGGAAAACAGUUUUUGGGAAAACUGUUUCUCUAAAUGUACCAUUUUGGAUAAACUGGAAUGAAACACAACCAAAUAGAAUGAAGUCGGUUUUUAUUCGAUGUUCAGGGCCAAGCAUAUCUUCAUUACUAAUGAACACCAGCCGAUAUUCAGCCAAUUCGGUGGAACCGUGGCUGAACAUUUUCAGAGGGUGGCAUAGACUGUAAGAAGAGCUGAUUGUACGUGGGAUCAAAACCCACGCCAAACUUAAACAAAACUGGGUUAGAAACAUAACUGAAUGAAUUAUGGCCUUACAAAAAACCAUCCGUUGACCAUUCACAAUUAUGCCGAAGUCCUGCUGUCUAGUAUGCGUUAUUCCGAUGCUAGUGUUUGUACCGCAGCACUCCGUCGACUCACACCAGCAGUGUGCGGAAAAUCCGUAUCGGGAUUUUCAUUCAUUGAGAAAACUUGGCCUGUGUGCUUUUCCUCCGACAUAGGAAAACCACACAGCUAUAAAAUAAGUUUGCUCGUAUUUAUGUAGGCAGAUAUAGGGUACAUUGCGACCACACAGCAAGCUCCCUAACCCCAAGUCGAAUCGAAUCGAGUCCGUGCUACAGAAAGGCAGCAGAAAAGUUGUUCCACCAGCAGCUCUUUUUCGAUUCCUCAAUUAGGUCUAAGGAGUGUAAAAAUUGUCGGGAAAAUGGAUUUCCUCGCGAAAAACAGAGCAGGAUUCCACUCGGAUAGAAUAAGUCUAUGAAAAUCUAUUUGUGCUUAUAAAAAACUGUGUGAAAGCUCGUGAAAAUUAGGUUCUGAGGUUAUAUGGGAUGUACUCCACCAUAUUUUUCAUCAUCGAAAACAGGGAGGAGUGCAGAGAACGAGAGAAGAAGAAGUGACAGGAUGGGGAGCAAAUCGGGCUGAAGCAAAACUUGAGAGUAUCGGGGGCGAAAUCAGAUAUUUUACUUCGAUUUUUCCAUCAUCGUUAGCAUUGCUGCUGCUGCUUCUGCUGAUGCUCCUUGUUCCAUUCUGCUGUGCCAUAUUACUACUAUCACUAAGGAAAAGAAUGGAGGAAAAGUUUUGUCUUCCUUUUUUCCCAGCGAUGCGAUGCGAUAGGGAGCAAUCGUCCAGCUAAAUCCAACGCAUAGCAAGCCCAUAGAGGAAAAUUCGAAGGAGAAAAAUCAAGCAAAGGAUUAACAGUAAUGCGGUCGUGAACAUUUUUCUCUCUGCUGUGAUGAAAUUAGGUUUAUGAGAAAAGUUUCAAGUGCAAAGUAUCGCGAAAAUUUGUGAUGCGUGCAGAAGAAGAAGAAAUCAAGAAACAUGGUGCUAUCUAAAAGGCAACCCAUUUUCGCUGCGCAUCUUUUCGAUGGAAAUUUAAAUUCAUGCAAUUCUUUUAGCUCAGGAAGUCCACUGAAACUCAAUUGAAAUCAACUGGAGUAAUUGAAUUGGAUUAAGUGUCUUCGCUAGGUGAAAGAAGAAAGUGCCAACGAGCCGAUUAAAGUGAAUGCCAAAGUGCCACGUUCGGAGUGAAAUAAAAGUCCCAUUAAGUGAACCACCCAAGGGACAUAAUGCCGUUCCUGUUAGUCCUGUCGAACUCAGUUAAGCUCGACAGCUAGAAGGAAAACGUGUGCGUGCAGUCCUGAUAACAAAGCCAGCAAACUCGAACGGAGAAAAUAUAUAUGGUGCAAGGCGUUGGCGAGUCUCCCGGGGACUUGAAGGGGCUGAAGACAGAAGUCGUCGCUAAUUUGGAUACUUUCUAAUGGGAACGUUUACGUCGUCCUCGUCGACGGCAACCACCAUCCCCACUUCGCGAUCGAAAAUCAGCGGUACCAGUCAUGAAGAAGAAACGCCUGAAACCCGUUCCUCGGUGGCGGCGGCCCCUCCUCCAACGACAGCAUCGACGACGUCUACGAUGGAACGCCACAGCCGGACUGACGCCAGCGGCCGGUCGGCGGCUCUCGAGAGGGCCUACGUGCACGACGUCUACGAACACUGCGAGGAUUCGGUUGGACAAGUGCGCCCCAAAGUGGCACAAUUCCUGGCCGGACUAGAGCCCGGUUCCAUGGUUUGCGACGUUGGAUGUGGCAGCGGCCGGUAUCUGUCCGGGUUUAAUCCGAUGAUUUGCACGAUUGGUGCUGAUCGCUGUUAUCGACUGACCAAAAUCGCCCACGGGAAAGGAGGAGAGGUGGCGAUAUGUGAUAAUCUGGAACUGCCAUUCCGUGACGAAUCGUUCGACGCUGUCCUGUCGCUGGCGGUGGUGCACCACUUUGCAACGACCGAGAGGCGUGUCGGUGCCAUUCGAGAGUUGGCGCGAAUCCUGCGGAUUGGAGGGCGUGUCAUCAUCACCGUGUGGGCGUUGGAGCAGAGACAUCGGCGGUUCGAAUCGCAGGACGUGUUGGUUCCUUGGCAGCCCCCGCGGUCGAAAAAUGCCGCCGUAUCGGACGAAGAGGACGACGAUGACUUUCUGCCACCGUACCACGCGUAUACGGAAGAUUCCACCAAUUCGAGCCGCUCGGCCGGUGACGGAGACAGCUCCAGUUUGUCCUCAUCGUCGCCGGGCGAAACGUGCUACAGUUUCGUGCGACGAGCUAUACAGAAGCUGGCCGGCAGCAAAAAGAGCCCCUGGUUCCUGGAAUCGUGGAGCUCUCGGGAAACGAAACACGACAGCAGUCUUGACUACGAGGACGCCAAGGACCUGCCGAUCGAGCUGCGGCGCCUGGAGGAUUUCGACGACAUACCGGAGCCGCCGCUGUCUGCUGGCCUGAAAAGCCGGAGCUUAGGUAGUAUAUUAAAUCCACCACCAAAAACCAUAGUUAGAUCACGUUCAAGUGUACCAAGUUUAGGUGCUCAAAUACCUGAAUCGAUUGCAACACCUGCUGAGCCGUCAGCAUCCCGAAGACCAAAACUAGUUAAACAGAAACAAUCAUUAUGUGAUGACGUAGAUUACAAGCUGAACGAAUCGGCGCAGGCAUACCGGGAUCACAUAUUGCGUAACGAUUCGCGCAUUCAACUUCUCCGGAAGCAAAGCUCACUAAACGAAGAACUGAUGGCCGAGAGUAGAUUGCGCGAGAAAGAUCGAAUCCGCAAACGAAUACAGAAGCAGAUGUCACUGAAUGAGACAUUCCUUUGCCGGUCCCUGUUUACCAAGCGUCUAGCAGUGAUCAAGGAAGGCUUGACCACGAAACUGAAGACAUCUACCGGAAGCUUGGAACGAGUGACAAAGAACGGAUUUGUCAAGAUCAUGCAAAACAUAAAGGCAACCGCCCAGUCGCAUCACGGUCACAAUUACGCGCAAGGUCGAUCAUACGAUCCACACAAUCCCGGUUACAUGCCACAUGGUCAUGACGGUCGUCACGGGAGCUACCACGUGUCAAGGAGCAAUUCCAUCAACAACAAUGGCGGCAGCAAUGGCAGCGGCAGCACUAACGGUAACGACAAGCUCAUCGGGAUGGGUUCUAGCCAGGAUGAUUCGAAGCCUCGGCGUCACUCGCGGGAAAGUGGUUCCGAAAGUUUUCGUUCCACUUUCAUUAAACGACAACGUUUUGCGGAUUCUUCCAAGGAUAGCAGUCUGCAAAGCGACACCAGCAUCGAAUCCGAAGAUAGUUUUGCCUCUGUGAUUUACAUUCCGAAACCAGACCAACAACAGCAAGGAAGCGGAACAAGCGAUGGUUUUGGUCCUGGUCCCACGCGGAUGCCUUCAGGGCCGACGUCUCCCUUGAUAAUGCCCUGCCCAACACCAGCCCAUUCACCUGCCCCACCACGCACAAAACCCAGCCCCCCGAGUGGCCACAGCAAUGGUGGGAACGGUGGCUGCGAAUUUAGCCAAUUCACCUUCGACGAUACUUCGUUGUUUCAUAAGUUCGAGGAAAUGGCUUCCUCUACAUCAACUGUACAUAACGCAUCUAGUACUAAUAAUAAAAUUCUUAAAUCCCCGCCUUCGAAUGCUUUGGCUAGUACGAGUUCAACGACCAUAAUCGCUUCCAGCAGUAGUAAGGCUACGACUAGUAGCAGCAGUGCUCAUAGCAGUAGUAGCAAAUCAACAACAACGACGACGACGUCGACAACAUCAACAACGACAGCGACUCAACCAAGUAAAUCGCCUGUUCAGAAGAUCACACGACAGCAAAUCAAAGAUUUGCCGCCGAUUCCAAAGUUCAAAAAGAAUUACCCUAUUCUACGCCGGCAAACAUCUACCGGUGCUCCAGUAGUGCCAAAACUGUUAUCUUUGGAACUAUUCAAUCCAGAAACCGACGACUUAGAUAGUGAUUCCAGCGAACCUUCCUCGCCGGAUUCAAUCGAUAGUGUGAUAAGCGCAUUACGGCCUUCAGUAUCACCGCAACCAUCGACAGCGCAACAACAGCCAACGCAAGCAGAAGCGCCCAGUAUUCCUCCAUUGAUAGAGGCAGCAGCUGUUGUGGCCCAUAAACUAGAGGAUACAGUGGAACUGAUGAUACGAGAAAGCGAAACUAAGCCUAAGCAACUAAACGGGUUACCAAAAUCGCAAGAAAACCCAGAAGAAACGAAUCAGGACGAUACGUCUUGUCGGCAGCAUUUGGUAGACUUUGCCGAGAAAUUAAGUGCUCAGCUUCUGAAAGAGUUGGACAAUGAGAAGCAAAAUAGUGAGAGUAGUUUUGACGAUGACGACGAUGUAUUUAGCGAGAGUAGAUUUAAGAAGAAUACUCUAACACUCGCAGAUUCACAGUCAAUGACGGAUCCUUAUUUGAAAAAGUUGAACGGUGACUUGCGGGAUCUGAACUUGCUUCGUGCGGAGUUGCGAGAACGGCGUCUAAUGCUAGCAAACUUGAGCCACAUCGGCUCUAGUGGGCUAGGGGGUAGUAACGACUCUCUUGGACCCAGCUACGGUUCUUCUAUGACCCCAAUAAUACAAGAAGAAACGGAUGAUGACGAAGAGCUGAACGAUGCGGUAGAACCUGAAUCUGACGAUCGCGAUAGCUUACACUCGCUACGGGGAAACAUAAAGAAUCUCAAUAAAAACGAUGAGUUUGUCAUCAUCCCAGAACUGGACGAAGAUGACGCAGACCUAUCAAACGACACAGCUUUACUGAUACAGGAAGAAGAUAGCACGGAAGAGCAUCUUCAAAACAUUGAUGUAGACCUUCUUGACGGUAACAACAGUAACAAUAAUAGUACGAAUGAUAGUCACUCAACUAGCAGUAGUCAUAGUCUACCAAACAAAACUAUAAAUCUGAGUUCGACUCAGCUAGGUGUAAAUAUCUGUAACUCACAACAGCACAAGAAAACUGAGUGUACAUUCACCCAUGGCAGCAGCAAUCACAGUAAACCCCCAUCUAAAGUGUUGACCGCGGGAGUCACCUGCGUCGGAGAGUCCAGCGAAGCCAACAACAGCAAAAAGUUGCCCGAAACGAACAAAUCAUCGAUUGAAUCUCACACCAGCGUCGAUUCCUGGGCCCAUUCGACGAGCUCGGCCUCGCUGGACAGUCCUUCGGUGGGCGGUGCCGCGACCCAUCACCGUUACUACCACGUGUUUCGGGAAGGCGAGCUGGACGCUCUGAUCAACCAUCACGUGGCCAGCCUGCACAUAGUGUCGUCCUAUUACGAGCGUGCCUCUUGGUGUGUUGUGGCCGAAAAGGUCCAGGUUUGGACCAUCUAAGGCACCGCAAUUCUUUUUGUCGGAAAGUGUAGGCAUCUGCCUGAGAGAUUAAAACUGCUUGGCGUUACGUAUUGUGGAAUGUUCGUACAGUUGUUAAGAUCUUCAAAACAUACGAGACUUCUAAUCUGUGAAACUAACUCCGAGGAGCUAGCAACUAAAUCGAACAAUUGAGUAAAUGAAACAAUAUAGAUCAAGAUAAUUACGAGUAAGGCGAGAAAAGGCUCUAAUCUGUAUUAUUUGUCUCUGUGAUUCAUAUAUUUAAAACCAAUAGUGAUUAAAUAGUUAUAGUUGAAGAAAAAAAAGUCGAGGUAUAAAAGAAUCAUGAUCAGCAAAGCAACAUUACUUUGUCGACAAUUUUAUUUCUUUUUUUACGAAAGACAAAUCGAAUUGACUUGAUAGUUAAGAAUGAAAUAUUCAUCGCCAAUUUGAAUUUCGCAUUACUGAAGCUAUGUCAAAACU